This is a messenger RNA of Gigantopelta aegis, 9971 nucleotides long. RefSeq names its product serine/threonine-protein kinase A-Raf-like. The coding region runs from base 1 to 2406 and encodes 801 amino acids. The transcript is spliced from 17 exons. Gene Ontology annotation, molecular function: ATP binding; protein kinase activity. Gene Ontology annotation, biological process: signal transduction; protein phosphorylation. The record is from RefSeq and is a predicted model, not a curated record. Lineage: Eukaryota; Metazoa; Mollusca; Gastropoda; Neomphalida; Peltospiridae.
AUGGCGGUGCUGCAUCAUUCGACAAUGAACGGGGAUAUUGUAAAUUUUAAUAUAGGACCGCGAGCGGAGGAUGCUUUUUCCUCUGGGAAUUUGCAAGAUGAGAUUGAGAAUAUUCAGAGAGUUAUCCAAGUCACCCGGCGCAAGCUGGAGAAGAUGAAUGCCGAGUUUGGCAGACAUCAACAUCCACCUCCCAUGUAUAUUCAGGAAUAUGAGGAACUAGCAAACAAGAUUCACGAAUAUCAGACGCGUGAGGCCAAGCUUCUGGAGCAGAUGAGUAUUGGGCGGGGAUCACCCCCUGCUAGUCCCACCCCGGAGUCCAUCUCCGACCCGGAACUGCCGCUGCUGUCCCCCGGCCCACUCACCCCCAAUAGCACCUCGAGCACUGCAUGGUCUCAGACCCCAGUUUGCCAGCGCAGUCCACAGCUACCCCUGAGGUCGCCAGGGGGUCACACAUGUAUCAAGGCUCACUUGCCAAACAGCAUGGUCACCACAGUUAUAGCAAUUCCCGGUGUUAAUUUACGAGAUGGUCUUGCAAAAUCCAUGAGGAGAAGGGGACUGGAUCCCAACAAGUGUCUGGUGUUCCGACACAAAACAAGAAUUCCACUCACUUGGAAUACGGACAUGGCCGAGCUCUUGGGUCAAGAAGUGUCCGUGGAACUCAUCGAGAAUGAUGAGGAGAGCAUCCUCACCAGCCGGUCUAUGCCGCGCGCCGUUAUUCUAUCACACAACUUCGGUAGGAAGACAUUUUUCUCACUCACGUUCUGUGAUAUGUGCAGAAACCUGUUGUUUCAAGGCUUUCGCUGUCAAACAUGCGGACUCAAGUUCCACCAGCGCUGCGAAGACAAAGUCCCGCGCACGUGUCAGGGCGACCUUGAAAUUUACUUCAGAGCACGGAGGGACAAUUCUCGCGAACAGAUCAGACAGUUACUGGCAGACCAGAUGGCCGCGGGUAAGAGUCAGGGUUUGCCAUCUCCGAGGACGGGUCACAGAAGCCGACCUCCUGCUCCGCAACUGGGCCAGAGAGAGCGAUCGACAUCAGCACCUAACGUUUGUUCAAACAUGAUUGACAACGGAGAGAUGACACAGCAGGAAUUUAGUCGGAGGUUCAGAGACCUGGGUAGAAACACUCGAGGUUUAGGAGUUCCGGUGGCCUCGAGUAAUCGCUAUAGCAUGUACAAAGAUAAGAGACAUGCUAGCGAUAGUAGUGCUCCGUCUCCCUCUAAGCCCUUCUUUGGGCCCAGUCAAAGGGGACCGUUGGGCAAUGUCUCGAACACCCUGACCCUGCCGGGCAGUUUGGCUGGUGCCAGUGGCAGUCCUACGAAGAGUGCCCAAUCCUCACCCACGAGUCAAGCCAAAUAUGUUCGACCACGAGCAAAAUCAGUGGAAACUGAACCAGGCAAACGGCGCGCGCGCCGUGAUUCCAACGAGGACUGGGAGAUUCAGAGCUCAGAGAUUGUGUAUGACCAGCGAAUUGGCUCCGGUUCAUUCGGGACCGUCUACAAGGCUCACUGGCACGGACCCGUGGCCGUCAAGAAGCUGAACGUUACCGAUCCAACUCCAGCUCAAAUGCACGCCUUUAAAAAUGAGGUGGCAGUCUUGAGGAAGACAAGACACUGUAAUAUAUUGCUGUUCAUGGGCUGUUUGUCGAAGCCGCACCUCGAAAUUGUCACCCAGUGGUGCGACGGUCACAGCCUCUACAAACAUCUGCACGUGAAGGAGACGAAGUUCCGCAUGGAUCAGCUGAUUCUCAUCGCCAAGCAGACCGCUCAAGGCAUGGACUACCUUCAUGCAAAGAACAUCAUCCACAGAGAUCUCAAGUCAAACAACAUAUUUUUGACGGAAGUGAUGACGGAGAACAUGAUGGUUAAGAUCGGAGAUUUUGGAUUGGCGACCGUGAAAACACGAUGGAGUGGAUCCCACCAGUUUCAGCAGCCUUCGGGGUCCAUAUUGUGGAUGGCUCCGGAAGUUAUCCAGAUGAAAGACCCAAAUCCGUACACCUUCCAAUCGGAUGUGUAUGCAUUUGGUAUUGUGUUGUACGAGCUAGUGACCCAGGAGUUGCCUUACAAACACAUCAACAACAAAGAUCAGAUCCUGUUUAUGGUUGGGAAAGGCUACUUGAGGAUUGAUAUCGCCAAGUCGAGGAACGACACACCCAAGAUCUACAAACGACUGAUGCAGGAUUGUGUCCAAUACGACUGGAACAACAGGCCACUGUUCCCACAGAUUCUAGCCAUCUUGGAGAAUUUAUAUGUGUCGAUACCGAAAAUAAAAAGGAGCAAGUCUGAACCAGCAAUUCACCGGACUGACUCGUUUGAUUUAGACUUCAAGUACAUGUGUGCGUCCCCGAAGACGCCUAUCAACAGUCAGUUCGCAUACUUCUCGUUUCUAACGGGCGGCAUUUAUUGAUGACACUGAUGCUGCUGGGAAUUCGUCUACGCCGGUCUCUCAUUUACCAAGUCUUUCCUCAUUGCUGCAGUAGCCUCGUUCCAGGUGCUUGUCGUCGUGUGCUAGGAGGAUCCAUGUCAGCGGCUUCACACGGACUGCUGUCUUCUCGUCUCUACAGACUCGGGGAUAGGGAGUUGGUACAGGACUAGACAGACCACUAGGUCUGCACACUUCAAACACUGUUUGUGAGUGUGGGUUAACAGUGACACAAACUAAUGUCAGGAUGUUGAGACAGUCUGCAUACCGGAAACACGGUUUGUGAGUGUGGGUUGACAGUGACACAAACUAAUGUCAGGAUGUUGAGACAGUCUGCAUACUGGAAACACUGUUUGUGUGUGUGGGUUGACAGUGACACAAACUAAUGUCAGGAUGUUGAGACAGUCUGCAUACUGGAAACAUGGUUUGUGAGUGUGGGUUGACAGUGACACAAACUAAUGUCAGGAUGUUGAGACAGUCUGCAUACUGGAAACAUGGUUUGUGUGUGUGGGUUGACAGUGACACAAACUAAUGUCAGGAUGUUGAGACCGUCUGCAUACUGGAAACAUGGUUUGUGUGUGUGGGUUGACAGUGACACAAACUAAUGUCAGGAUGUUGAGACAGUCUGCAUACUGGAAACAUGGUUUGUGUGUGUGGGUUGACAGUGACACAAACUAAUGUCAGGAUGUUGAGACAGUCUGCAUACUGGAAACAUGGUUUGUGAGUGUGGGUUGACAGUGACACAAACUAAUGUCAGGAUGUUGAGACAGUCUGCAUACUGGAAAGAUUUCAUCAUAGGUUCAGACAAACUAGUGUUUCUAUACUGACAGACUACAGACUUCAAAAAUGUUCUGUGUAGGUUCAGACAAACAAACUAAAUGUCAGUAAACUGACAGUUUGCAGACAAACGAUUCUGUGUGUAGGAUCAGGCAAGCUAUUGUGACAGAAUCUGGACAUAUUGUUAAUUGCAGGUAGACCUGGAGGUUUUUAAAAAAAAAGAGUUUUAUUCAGCUUCUGGUAGGCUACAGUAUACAAGUGUGUUUAAAUAUGCUGGACACAGGUUUGUCUGUUCAAUGCUUCUGGUAGGCUACAGUAUACAAGUGCGUUUAAAUAGGCUGGAUACAGGUUUGUCUGUUCAAUGCUUCUGGUAGGCUACAGUAUACAAGUGUGUUUAAAUAGGCUGGAUACAGGUUUGUCUGUUCAGUGCUUCUGGUAGGCCACUUUAUGAAAUGGAGGUUUCAAUAUUUUUUAAGGCAAAUAACUAUUUUGGGUUUUGGGGAAUGAUUUGUAGAUUGUGGUAAGCAACUGUAUUCCACUUUAUGGAAUAGUCUGCAGAGUUUGGUAGGUCAUUGAUUAGAGGUUUGGGGAAGGGUCUGUUUUCUACAGAUUUGGUUUGUAUGCUGCUGCUAGUAGGCUGCAGUAUAAUUAUUAUACCAUUAAAUUGUGAAUUGGUCUAAUGCAGAUUUAAGUAGGCCAUUGAAUAAACAUUUGGGAUUGGUAUUGGUCUGUAAGCAUAAUAUGUAAAAUAGUCUGUAUGCAAUUUCUUCAUUCAGGUUUGGGGAAUAUGUUCAGGUUAGCAUUAGUGAAAAUAGUUAAGUGAAGAUUUUGGGAUGUCAUUGAAUAAAGUUUGGAAAAAUAUUUGAAAGUAGUGUUUGGUAGACAUUUGUCUUCCAGAUUGAAAAUGGUUUAGCAAAUGGCUACAGACAAAUUUUUAAAAUAUCUGGAUUCAGUUGCUGGAAGAUUAUGGUCUGUCUAUAUAUUGGACUUCUAGUUUUUAUAUUUCAUUUGUAGAUUUGGCUGAUGGUCCUUGAGCAACCUUUGGAAGACCAAUAUCUGUAUGUUUGGCUAAUGAUCUGUUAGCAGCUUUUGAUAAACUAUUGUCUACAGGUUUGGCUCAUGUUCUGAAUGCAGCUUCUGAUGAGCUACAGUGCAAGUGUGGUGUGUGUGCUGCUGGUAGACAAAGGUAUCCAGGUUUGAGGAGUAGGUUUCAGCUUCUGACAGGUCACUGUAUGCAGCUACCAUUUACUAUCUACAUCCAGAAUCAGACAAGUGCCACUGGAUCUUGAUAAUUACAUGCAUGUGUAUUCAAACACCAACAUACACAGACACAGGGAUUCACAUAUACAGAUAAAAUUCAAAUGGUUUCUUCAGGUAUAGCUAAUAAAAUCGGGCAAAAGCAUAGGGUAUGGUAUUUGUCAUAGUGCAACAAUGUAUUGCAGAAGUUAAGUAUGAUGGUAGUAUUCGGGGGUUUUUUUCAGGGUUUUAUAAAUAUGGUAAAUCUUAGACUGAUAGAUGGAUGCAAAUGUUACUUUGGAGAUAUCGAGGGUUUAUGAACAACUGCUACAGAUGUGUACAGUUUGUGAUUAAAGUGAACCAGCGACUGAGAACAAGUCCUCAUGUGCUUGGUUAUCGGCCGAUUGUUUACGUACCACUGUACAGUUUAUGAUUAAAGUGAACCAGCGACUGAGAACAAGUCAUGAUGUGCUUGGUUAUCGGCCGAUCGUUUACGUACCACUGUACAGUUUGUGAUUAAAGUGAACCAGCAACUGAGAACAAGUCCAUGUGCUUGGUUAUCGGCCAAUCGUUUACAUACAACUGGACAGUUGGUGAUUAAAGUGAACCGGCGACUGAGAACAAGUCGUGAUGUGCUUGGUUAUCGGCCGAUCGUUUACGUACAACUGUACAGUUUGUGAUUAAAGUGAACCGGCGACUGAGAACAAGUCGUGAUGUGCUUGGUUAUCGGCCGAUCGUUUACGUUACCACUGUACAGUUUGUGAUUAAAGUGAACCGGCGACUGAGAACAAGUCGUGAUGUGCUUGGUUAUCGGCCGAUCGUUUACGUACAACUGUACAGUUUGUGAUUAAAGUGAACCGGCGACUGAGAACAAGUCGUGAUGUGCUUGGUUAUCGGCCGAUCGUUUACGUACAACUGUACAGUUUGUGAUUAAAGUGAACCGGCGACUGAGAACAAGUCGUGAUGUGCUUGGUUAUCGGCCGAUCGUUUACGUACAACUGUACAGUUUGUGAUUAAAGUGAACCGGCGACUGAGAACAAGUCGUGAUGUGCUUGGUUAUCGGCCGAUCGUUUACGUUAGGACCUGGGUCUUUCUUGCACGUGAUACAAGCAAACUGAGUGAUACGUUUAUGAAGAGAGUUUUACAAGAGACUGUUAUUUUUAAUAGUGUGGUUAACAGACGAACAUUAAACAUUGUCUGUCCUGUUUGUGAUGAACUUAAUUGCUUAAGAGACACUAGACUUUUGUGCAUGUGUGGCUCAAGCUGCUGCAAACCAAUGGAAGUGAUCUCUACCAAUGAAACUGCUUGUAACAUAUCCUGAAGUGAUCAUUUAGAAGUGAUCACAGUGUAUAGCUUAAUGACAUUAGUUUGCCACUGAGAGCGACACACAAGAAAAUUCUGUCCUUUUUUUUGUCAUUUCUCAAAUAUGGAAAAGGAUAGUUUGUUGACUGACUUUGACUAUUUGUUCCUGAAAAACUUGGUCCUGACAAACAUUGCAAAACUGCAGCAACAGUUUGUUGGUGUAAAAAACAAACAGAGAAAUGCUGGCACAGUUGGUGCAUAUGUAGUGCACAUUUCUCUCGGAAACAUUUUCAACAAACGUGCAGUUUGCAAAGAACACAACUUUAAAAAAAUAGUUUUAUGUAUUGUCACAAUGCAAAGUGUUAACUAUUUAUUGGCACAGUUGAUCACAUCAGCUGAAUGUAUAUAUACAAUUUGUAGGUUUAGUAAACAGAUAAAAGGGUACAAAACAACAGUGGGCAGGAAGACUCUAUAGUUCUUAACAUAUAAAUGGCAUUAUGGUGAUUACAACAUCCUAAAAUGGCAAACGGUGACUCUCUAAGUCUUAGCUUUUGGUCCACUUAAUAUGCCAAUAUUUUUAACUGAAUCCAGUUGACGUUUUACUCAUUGACUGGCAUGAUGUGCAUUGUGUAUUAUGGCGCUUUGAUGUGUUAGCCUAGCUAACUGAUCAAAGCUUAGUUAUUCACCCAAUUAUUUAUCAUUGUAAAUUUUGUACAUAUUUUGAGCUUCUGUACAUAUAUGAAUUUUUUUUUAAUGGGGCCGGGCGAAAUGAACUGGGUAGUGAGACCGUGAUCACUGCUACAUGUGUGUUUUGAAUGCUUUUACAAGACUGAACCUGUGUGUGGGACCUGGGGAGCAUUUUUAUUUGCUUGUUGUACAAUGAUGUGUACAUUGUUUUCUUAGGGGUGGGGUGGUCACUGUGUGUGAAUUUUUUGCCUUAAUUUAUUUCAAAUGUUGUCUUUGUUGAUGUUUUGACCCAAUGGGCACUAGCGCCAGUUUUGUAUGUCGUUAGUAUUUAUGCAAGCCUUCAAUCUGUAUAGUGUAUACAUGUAGAUAACUGAAAAUAUUGGCUUCCUUCUGUAGUUGUUUACUCUGUCAAUUUUCCCCUGAUGUACUCGCCUGCAACUCAACAUCUUCCCCAUUAAAAUAUUGGCUAGGGAUUUUGGAAGCAAUCCUUUUGCUGAGAAAUCGUAAAACCAUCAUAGGUUGUGACGUCACUACAGCAGACGCCAUAGUGAUGUCCUACCUUAUGAUGGUUUUACAAUUUGGUAGGCUAAGAUUGCUUCCAAAAUGUGGGCCCAGUUUACUGCAUGAUAAUAAAUUGAAAGUUGAAAUUAAUAUUAUGGGUUAUAGGUUAAAAAUAAGUUCCCAGUGUUAUGAUUGGUUCAAAUAGACCUGUAUUGGCUUUGAUAAAAUAUUAUAACUUUAAACCCAUCUAAUGUAUUCUACGGUUUGUUUGUCAUCCGUCCAUAAGACUUGGCUUUCUUGAAGAUGCUGUUGAUACCAAAUCUGCAUUCGGUGGACAUGAAUGCUUCUUAACAUUACAAAACACCUGUAACGUAGGUUUUGCACUCAACUUUAAAUAAAUGUGACAGGACUGGCAACUAAAGAAACUAAAAGUUAAAUAUUAAACUCCAAAUUAUGCUAUGCAGGGCUUGAACUUAACGACUGCAUCAAUGGCAAUUGCAGACAUUGAAAUAGAAAUAGCUGCCAUCAGUAAAAUUCCUCAAACACAGCUAUUAUUUAACAUUUGUAAAUUUGAAAUAUGUCUACAUGCAACAAAAUAAUCUUUCAGUCUCUUCACCAUCGGCAAUUAUAAAAAUAGUUGCCACGGGUGACAAAUUCUUAAGUUCAAGUCCUGCUAUGGGUGGUUGUGUGUCCACUAUGUCUGUUUCCUUAAAAUUAUUAAUGUUUUAUAAACAGAUGAUCUUAUCAGUCAUCAAAUUUGAUCAUACGACUUUCCAGCAUUUGAAAUAAGCACUUGUCUGUCCUGACAAGUGAAAAUCUGCUCAAACAAGCAAAAUGUACCUGGGUGAUUGUCCAGUAGGCUAGUAAAAAUUUAUGAUGCAGUUUCAUUUUGAACAAUCAAAAACAUUGUCCUUACAUGUGAAUAAAAUAAACAACUUAUUUGGACAAGUGAAAAUAUUGGUGGACAGUUAAUUUCUAGAUGUGGUUGUCUGAUGGACUAGUGAAACAUUCUGGUUAUUUUUACGACUUGGUCAUCACAGCAACAUUCUUGAAAAGAAACAAUUUGUUGAACCAUUUUGGCCAAGAUAUUUUAAAACUGAUUUUCUAUGGGAAUCACUAGUGGGAAUGUAUGAGAGUCCUAAGGUUUACAAUAGAUGUGUUGAACCAUAAUAUUUUAAUUUUAACUUGACAUCACCUUUUGAUGUUGGCCACGAUACUUUCACAAAUGAAUGUUGUGGUUGCCUCAUCAGUGGCCAUCUGUAGAACUAGUAGGUGAUGUCUAGUGCUAGUUGAGCUGGAAGUUAGGUGUAUAUGGCCAUCAUCUGCUUUCAUCAUCAACUCUUUGUUCUAAUUGAGAUGGAAGUUCAGGUGUAUAUGGCCAUCAUCUGCUUUCAUCAUCAACUCUUUGUUCUUGUUGAGAUGGAAGUUCAGGUGUAUAUGGCCAUCAUCUGCUUUCAUCAUCAACUCUUUGUUCUAGUUGAGAUGGAAGUUCAGGUGUAUAUGGCCAUCAUCUGCUUUCAUCAUCAACUCUUUGUUCUAGUUGAGAUGGAAGUUCAGGUGUAUAUGGCCAUCAUCUGCUUUCGUCAUCAACUCUUUUGUUCUAGUUGAGAUGGAAGUUUAUGGUUAUUCUCAGCUUUCAUCGUCAACUCUUUGUUCUAGUUGAGAUGGAAGUUUAUGGUUAUUCUCAGCUUUCAUCAUCAACUCUUUGUUCUAGUUGAGAUGGAAGUUCAGGUGUACAUGGCCAUCAUCUGCUUUCAUCGUCAACUCUUUUGUUUCAGGCAUCACAUGUACAUGGGUAUUGUAUUGACAAACCAACAGAUGUAGGACAGCUGCUCACUACACAUUGGCUCACCAAGGAAACAUAAACAUGGACAUUUGCUCAUUAAGGAAACACAAACAGCUCUCUAUUUUUUGGUUUUAUUUAGGGAGGGCAUAUAAAUGGCUGACCAAGCAGAUAUGUGCAAUGAGUUGUUUAUAUAUAUAUUUUGUCAUUAACAAGAUCAUGGCAGAUCUUGUACCACAAGAAGUCGUGUGAUACUGUGAUGAAGAGUGGAAAGUUACAGAAUUAUAAUUAUUAGUCCGACAAGGUUUUUGUCAUUCUUGGCCUAGUGUUAGAAAAUAUGUCUUGUCAUAAAAUAAGCUAUCCCUUCCAGUUUAUUUUAUUGGGGGGAUGGGGGUUGAAGGGUUCUUGGUUAUAUUCACUAAAGCAUAUGCUACCGGGUAGUACCAUGGCCAUAUAUCAGUCAUGUGCUGUCCAGGGUGGGUUAAUGGUCAGUGGGAGAGGUCUAGUAGCCUCAUCUCUCCUCACAGAAACGGGGGUGCAGUCAGCUGUGGGAUUUCAACCCAACACGUUCCAGUUCAAGGCCAAUGGCUUAAAUCACUGUUACCAGACUGGUAUCUUUCAAUUAUCAGCAACAUACUUCUAUACCAGUUAAGAUAUAUCAGGUAAGUUUUGUCCUUGCAGAUUACAGCAAUUGUCAAACUUUAGGUCAUUGAAUUAACAAAUGACAUAACACUUGUACAUUUUUAGGUGAUAUUGGGGAAUGUUUUAUUCCAGUGCGAGUUCCAACCAAGAACCAGGUUUCACCCACUUCACGUUAUGAUUGUGGUUGUUUCGCCCGAGUGCAUUUUGAUUAUGGGAGACUAUUACCCAGCAGGCACGGUGGGUUCCAUGUUCUCAGGCUCAGGUGAUACAGAGUUCGCUCAACUGAUGGCGUGGAUCAUGGCCCUGUAGAGUAGUCCCACGCAGAAUGGGAAAUGCUGCCACUCGACUAUUUAUCUCAUUAACAUCAUCUCUUUAGGUUUGUGAUUUCCUUCUCUUUGUUAAAUAUUUAUGACAUGUUUGUAAAACUAUGUAUGUUAAAACACAAUUGGUCAUGACUGUUCUGAAAGAAGGUAUAGAUGUCUCGGUAAAACUGGAUGUACAUGAGCACUUGUCCUGGUGAGCGAGUCUGGCGAGCAGCUGUCUGCACCCUGCUGGUACAUGGCUGAAAACUGUUUUCACGUGUUUGUGCAGAAAUGAUAACAAUUAAAUAUUUCAAGAAAAA